GCAGUAUCUCACGACUCGUCUCGUCAGGGUCUGAAUCAUUGUUGGGAAGGCGAGUAGUUCUAGGCGUGCAUAAUCAUCACCAAUUCUGCUGCUGCGCUUUCGUCGUUGCUGAGAGUUAUGCCAAAGUUUGUGAGUAACUUGUUCAGGGGUGCCUUCUUGGCUAUCGCCUGUUGCUUGAUGGCGGCGUUUCCAGCCACCGACGCCUAUCCGUUCGAGCCGUUUGCGAAAGAGAAAACCCCCAGUCCUCCUCCCACUCCAGCUCCCACUACAACACCACUCAAGGCUGGGGUUAAGGGCAAGGGUGGAGACGAGCGGAGGCCGGAGACCUUGACGGUGAAGGUGGAAUGCCACCCGGACUACAUGGCCAUUGAGAUGGAUGCGGAUCUACUGGAGUUGGGGUUCGCGGUGGACUUCAGGGAUCUGCGUCUGGGCAAGAGCGAGGGUUCUGGAGAGAGCUGCAAGGCGUAUCCCACCCAGCCCGGCAAGUACAUGAUUGCUGCAGCGUUAACUGACUGUGGCACCCUGCACCAGAUCACAGAAGAGUACCUGCUGUACUCCAACACCCUGGAGUAUGCCCCCGCCCCCUCUGCUGAUGGUGUGGUCCGAGCCCAGCCAGUCUCCUUCUCCAUUGAAUGCUAUUACAAAAGGAAGUUUGAGCUCAGCAGCAUCUCUGUGCAGCCCACCUGGAUCCCCUUCAUGUCCACGCGCGCCCACGAGGGACAACUAGACUUCUCCCUCAUACUCAUGACUGAUGACUGGUCGGCAGAGCGGUCCCCAGGCGUCUACUUCCUGGGUGACUCUCUGCACCUGCGGGCGUCUGUGCAGCAAUUCCACCACCACCCUAUGAGAGUCUUCGUCAGCGGCUGCGUGGCCACACUCACCCCUGACCCCACCUCCCAGCCCAGCUACGACUUCAUCCAGAACGAUGGGUGCCUGAUGGACAGCUACCUGACGGGCUCUGAGUCCCACUUCCUGCCUCGUCGCUCCCCAGGAGAGCUGCUGCUCGCCCUUGACGCCUUCCGCUUCCACGACGACGAACGCUCUGAGCUCUACAUCACCUGUCAGCUGAAGGCCGUGCCAGUCGACCUGGACGAGACUACGGGCCGGGCUUGCACCUUCGCAGACGAUGGCUGGCUGUCUGCUGAUGGUAACCAUGGCGAGUGCAUGACCUGCCUCCAGAACGACGAGCCAAUCUCAAAACAGUCGUCCUCCAGCAAAAGAAGCCCCGCCCCCUCUUCCCAUUCCUCUACCUCAUUGGCCACUGGCCAUAGUUCUGAUGCCAAAUGGGGCUAUGGCUAUGAUGGAUCCUCUGUCCAGACUUCUGAUUCUAGAAGGCAACAAGUAGGCUACUUCCAGCCCCGUGCUGCAGGUGGCAGUAAGGAUGCCGCCUUGGCACGCACUCCUCUGGUUUUAGAGAAGGAAAAGAGCGUUGGUCCCAUCACCGUUCUAAAGCACAAGAUUCCUCAGACUCCCGAGGCCAUUCAGACCACCUACACCGAACAAGAAACCAAAUCCUCCAAGAUGGGACCACGCAGCACCUCUCCUCUUGCCAAGGAGCUCAGCAAACCAGAUGACAAAGAUGAUGGAUUUGCCAGCCAGUUCAUUGACCUGUGGAAAAAGCGAGCUUCUCCAAAAGACUGGGCGGAGAUGAUGGCUCUGCUGCAGCAGGCUUCCCAAGAUCCUCCCUCUGUGUCCAGCACCACCACUGCUGCAGAGGGCCCCAAGACCCACGACCUUCCAGACGUACAGGACCUGAUCAAGGUAGAGUUGUCGGCAGACUUCCCCACAGGCCCCAUACUGCCCACCCCAGCUCCUCCUCCUGCCAAAGACAUGACCAUGCCGGGAGCUCCAGCUGACAAACCUUAGCCUGACUGAAGUCCUUGUGGUGUGAAACAAAUAAAUGUCCCAAACUAA
This is a messenger RNA of Engraulis encrasicolus (European anchovy), 1914 nucleotides long. Its product is annotated as zona pellucida sperm-binding protein 3-like. Bases 118 to 1866 code for a protein of 582 amino acids. The record is from RefSeq and is a predicted model, not a curated record. Lineage: Eukaryota; Metazoa; Chordata; Actinopteri; Clupeiformes; Engraulidae. The transcript has 13 exons.